Messenger RNA from Saccostrea cuccullata (small rock oyster), 2488 nucleotides. RefSeq lists its product as uncharacterized. The transcript has 6 exons. The record is from RefSeq and is a predicted model, not a curated record. Bases 4 to 1725 code for a protein of 573 amino acids. NCBI's taxonomy places the organism in Eukaryota, Metazoa, Mollusca, Bivalvia, Ostreida, Ostreidae.
CAAAUGGAAAUUUUUAAGCUGCUCGUUUUUGUAUAUUUCAUACAAGGAUUAGAUGCAUACAGAACCAAAGGGACCAUUACAUCGCCUGGAUACCCUGAUUAUUACCCGAAAAAUUGCAAUAUUACGUGGAUGAUAGAAGCACCACUCAAUGCCAACAACAUUUCUAUAUCUAUAGAAGACCAGGAUAUCCAUAAAACAAAAGGAUAUAAAUGUGAUGAUUUCCUAAAAAUAGAGGAAUAUGAACCUAAAUUCACCUUGUACAAACAAUGUGGAAAAGGGUCUAUUCGCAGGAUAACUGCCUAUGGGAGAAUAGUUUUGAUUUCAUUCAUAUCUGAUGACUUCGGUACUGCUAGAGGAUUUAAACUGCAAUGGUCAGUUGCGUCGUAUAUGGACGAAGACUUCACUUCAAGAAAAAUGAUUACUGAAACAUCUUUAAAAGUAUUAACAACAGCAGCACAAAGCUUACCAACUUAUAUAACGAGAUUAACACAAGCGUCAACAUAUUCAAUGUCUUCUUCACCAGUGCAAUCGAAAAGAUCUCAAACAGUUCCACAAACAACAACAUUUUUGCGAUUCUUAACGACAGCAAGAGAAAAGGCACUAGUUAAAGAGAGUGCUUUAAAAAAGUUUUCAAACAUAAAAACGAGGAAAAUGGUGAUUUUAAAGAAUUCCACACCGACUUCAACAAACCCUUCCCUACUCACAAAUGGUCCAAAUUACUCUGAAUUCAAUACUUUUCAAACAAUCAAAGACAAUAAUGUUAUCUCGACAGAACCGCCUGAAUGUUCUUCUACAUCCACAGUCGAAACAGAACCACACUCUCAAUCAAAUUACAAUCAAAGCUCUAUACACAAUCUGGCCGAGGAAAAUACAAACUCAAGGAUGAUUCCCACAACAAAGUCGACGUUGAAUCCGAGUUCAUGGGAAGAGAAUAUUCUGCCUCUUUCCACCAAAUCAUUGAAAGCUUCAGACAAAACUGAGACUACAAGAACGAAAGAGAAAUCAAAUCUAGCAACGUCAUCUAGCAGAGAAACCGACCAGACACAUCAAAAUCCAACUGAUCAGACACAGUCUGAAGUGAUAUUCACGUCGAUGGACAUGACGACUACCCUUCAGUCAAGUACUACUGAAAAAGAAGUCAAGAAAGAAAUGCCUUCAAGUCAUUUGAAUUCCUUUAUUCCAGUUCUCCUAAGUGUCUGCGGAUUCUUAUUUUUCCUUUUAUUCAUAUUCCUGUUCAUUGUUUUUGUCCAGAGACUGAAGAUAAAAAGACUUCAAGAAGAGCCUCAACUUAGUUAUUUACAUAACAAUCGAAGGUACAGCACAAUUCUUCAAAUGGAACAUCGACCGAUUGAAGGCAUUCAUAUCUACGAUCAUGCAGGUCGGGUCCUUCCCAGCAGAAAAGAAAAUGAUUACAAGUACCUUUCCCCGGAAUCAUGCCCAAAGCAUAACAAAUCACAAAAAAUAAAAAUACUUCAAGACAGGGCUAGCAAACGUUACUUCUGUCCCGCGGAAUUGUCAGAAAUACAAGAGAAAACAAAUUACAUUGAAAUUUUACCAGACGCCAGUGCCGUGUACUAUGAACCUGCAUCAUCAUUUGAAUCCACCGCAAUUUAUGCACAAAGCGCAAAAAGAAGACCGUACUCAACUUUGAAUGAAGUACAACAACGUCUAGACGUUUCAGAAUACGAAUUUUUAGAUUUGUCAAAAAUGUCAUCUGAAUCAUAAGAGGAUUGUGGAAAAGGGGACAAGAGAUGACGUGGGUUUUUUUUUUCAAAAUUGGAAAAAUGGCGCUUUUUCUACAAAUUUCCUCGUUCAUCACUAUUUCUUACUUCACAAGUUCACAGCUUUGACUUUUUUAUCUGAAUGAAGGAUAUGGAGAUAACAAACAGUAUUCAAUCUCAAAGUCCAUAAAACAAUACAAAAUUAAAGCAGAGCAAACACAAACCCCCGAGAAUAACAGGUGGGAUCAAGUGCCAUGGAGGAGUGAGCAUCCCCUGCCGACCGGUCACACCCGUCGUGUGCUCCUUGUCAUGAUCAGGAAAUAACGGAAAAAAACCGUCGUCAAUUCAGUGUAUAAUAAUGGACUAACAAUAGGUAUGAAAAACGUCAAUCAGCAUUUUACUCAGUGAUAAAUUGUAUUUGCUGACAAGGUCAUUGUAUCGACCAUAGAACUUACGAAAUGGUGACUUUAAACGACCCUGUUGAUAUUCUUGUUUCAUCAACUUGCUUGUCAAUAAUUUACCUCGUUUUAGAAAUUGCUCAUACGUAGAGCAUGCUCUUGCGUAUCGAAUCAACUGAGAUAUAUGUACUCCGUAUACAGGUGAUGGAGGUAUAAUGCUGCAUAAGUAAGGGAAGUUGACGAUAGAAAAGUUAAAGUCAUCACGUUUAUCAUAUAGUUUGGUUGUUAGAUUACCAUUAGUGUCUUUUUCAAGUAAAAUAUCCAAGUAUGAAACAGAAGUGUCGGACUCUGUUGUAUCUUUUAUCUCAA